This is a messenger RNA of Manduca sexta (tobacco hornworm), 1955 nucleotides long. Its product is annotated as tubulin beta-1 chain-like. The record is from RefSeq and is a predicted model, not a curated record. NCBI's taxonomy places the organism in Eukaryota, Metazoa, Arthropoda, Insecta, Lepidoptera, Sphingidae. The transcript is spliced from 2 exons. Gene Ontology annotation, cellular component: cytoplasm; microtubule. The coding region runs from base 242 to 1588 and encodes 448 amino acids. Gene Ontology annotation, molecular function: GTPase activity; GTP binding; structural constituent of cytoskeleton. Gene Ontology annotation, biological process: microtubule cytoskeleton organization; mitotic cell cycle.
CAUGUAUAGAAAUGUAGGAUCAGUCCAUUUCGGUGGAGUGAUAAGCCUCCCGUACUGCAGUGAAGUUAGCGACGCGACAUACCCGUCGACCAAUCAGAGCGCUCGGCUCGCACGCUGCGCGGAGGCGAGUCGUGCCUCAAAAAUCCCCACCGAGCCGGCCGGCGGAUCAAACCAUCGAGCAGUGCUGUGCGAGUCGCGUAUAGUGUUAAGUAACUUAUUUUACAAUUUUAAAUAAAUCAAAAUGAGGGAAAUCGUACACAUCCAAGCCGGCCAGUGCGGUAACCAGAUUGGAGCAAAGUUCUGGGAGAUCAUCUCUGACGAGCAUGGCAUCGACCCCACCGGCGCCUACCAUGGCGACUCGGACCUGCAGCUGGAGCGCAUCAACGUGUACUACAAUGAGGCCUCCGGCGGCAAGUACGUGCCGCGCGCCAUCCUCGUGGACCUCGAGCCCGGCACCAUGGACUCUGUCCGCUCCGGACCUUUCGGACAGAUCUUCCGCCCGGACAACUUCGUCUUCGGACAGUCCGGCGCCGGUAACAACUGGGCCAAAGGACACUACACAGAGGGCGCUGAGCUUGUCGAUUCAGUUCUUGACGUAGUCCGCAAAGAAUCCGAAUCGUGCGAUUGCCUGCAGGGCUUCCAGCUCACACACUCCCUUGGUGGCGGUACCGGUUCCGGUAUGGGCACCCUCCUUAUCUCAAAGAUCCGUGAGGAAUACCCUGACAGAAUAAUGAACACAUACUCAGUCGUCCCCUCGCCCAAAGUAUCAGACACCGUAGUCGAACCCUACAACGCGACUCUCUCAGUGCACCAGCUCGUAGAAAACACAGACGAAACCUACUGCAUCGACAAUGAGGCUUUAUAUGACAUCUGCUUCCGCACGCUCAAACUCUCCACACCCACCUAUGGUGAUCUCAACCACUUGGUAUCCCUCACAAUGUCCGGUGUCACUACCUGCCUCAGGUUCCCUGGUCAGUUGAACGCUGAUCUCCGCAAACUGGCUGUCAACAUGGUUCCUUUCCCUCGUCUCCACUUCUUCAUGCCCGGUUUCGCUCCCCUCACAUCCCGUGGAAGCAGACAAUACCGCGCCCUCACCGUGCCCGAGCUCACCCAACAGAUGUUCGACGCUAAGAACAUGAUGGCGGCGUGCGACCCGCGUCACGGCCGUUACCUCACCGUCGCCGCCAUCUUCCGUGGUCGCAUGUCCAUGAAGGAGGUCGACGAACAGAUGCUGAACAUCCAGAACAAGAACUCGUCGUACUUCGUUGAAUGGAUCCCCAACAACGUUAAGACCGCCGUGUGCGACAUCCCGCCGCGUGGUCUCAAGAUGGCGGCCACGUUCAUCGGCAACUCCACCGCUAUCCAGGAGCUGUUCAAGCGCAUCUCUGAACAGUUCACCGCUAUGUUCAGGCGCAAGGCUUUCUUGCAUUGGUACACCGGCGAGGGCAUGGACGAGAUGGAGUUCACCGAGGCCGAGAGCAACAUGAACGACCUGGUGUCCGAGUACCAACAGUACCAGGAGGCCACCGCCGACGAGGACGCCGAGUUCGACGAAGAGCAAGAGCAGGAGAUCGAAGACCACCAUUAGAGGGAGGGGCCACGCCCGCAACUUAGUACAUGCCAUUAUAAUAAGAGUUACUUUUCGUUCGAGUAACAUUAUUGAACCCCGUACUGCGUCACGAGAUAAGCUUCCUAACGUUUUAACAGAUCGCACAACUAAACAAUGCCGGUCAUACUGUACGAAGUACAUUAUGCUAGUAACCACGCUUCCUUGGAAGCUAGGUCUGAACAUUUAAAAAAGCUGAACUAAUAGACACUGCAUCAUGUGUGCAAGUGUCGCGUCUGGCCAAGCGUGCUACUGUGACGGCUUCGGUAACAGAAGUUCUUUUUUAUGAUCGAUUAAAAUUGUUUUGAACAAUAAUUUAAUGUAUAUAAUAAAGAUUUUUUAUUUAUAA